Molecule: messenger RNA, 1620 nt
Organism: Phaedon cochleariae (mustard beetle)
Lineage: Eukaryota; Metazoa; Arthropoda; Insecta; Coleoptera; Chrysomelidae
Source: the annotation of a GenBank genome assembly
AUUAAUAUCCUGACAUUUGACAUUCUGUUUUUCAAGUUAAGAAACGUCAAAUCUUUCUUUUUCUUUCUGUUUCUGAAAAGACAAAAAAAUCUUUUCAGGAAGGAAAUGGAACCUAUGAAAAUUUUAUUUGGAAAAUGUAAAUUAUUUCAAAAAACUCUUCGAUUAUCUGGUAUAUUUCUGCAGCAAAAUGGAAUGUCUCAGUAUCCCACUUAUUAUAUUCCCCCGGUAUACAAGAAAGAUGCUCAAGAGGAGUUAAUAAAAAGUGGAGAAGCUACAAAAUUGGUACAUAUCCCAACCAGAGCUGCCUUGAGUGAUCAAACAAGUUCUUUAGCUCAUGAUGACCUAGUGAAUCUAUUCAUCAACUACUGUAUGAAAGAUGGUUUGAAACAAAUAGCAAGACAAAUUGUGGAACAGUCCUUCCAAAGCAUCAAAAAAAUCCAACUAGAGAAAUAUCACAAAUGUGAAAGUGAAGAGGACAAACAGAAAAUAGAAUUGAACCCCAGAGUUGUUUUUCAUAAAGCAGUAGAAAAUUGUAAACCAGUUAUCCAUUUGACUCCAAUCAAAAGAGGAGGAGUUAGAUAUCAGGUCCCAGUGCCAAUUACUGAUAAAAAAGCUCAGUUCUUAUCCAUGAAAUGGCUGAUCACAGCAGCCAGAGAAAAAGAGAAAACUGUAAGAUUUCAUUUACAGUUAGCAAGAGAACUUAUAGAAGCAGCAAAUAAUAGUGGAAGGGUUGUUAAAAGAAAACAAGAGCUGCAUAGACAAUGUGAAGCUAACAGAGCUUAUGCUCACUAUAGAUGGAGUUAAAAUAGCUAAGGUUCACUGUCCAGUAGAUAUAUAUUUUAGUUUCUUCUUUAUUCUUAGCAGAUCAUGAUUGAACCUAUAAUACUUUUUCCAUUUUUUCUUUAUCUACUAUUAUACCAAACUUCAAACUUAGUCUCAAUGUUUCUUUUGUAGAGUAUCUUCUUAAAGUAAAAAACAGCCCAUCUAGUGGUGAAGCAGGUGACUCAUUGAUAGGAAUAAUAUCACUUGUGGGUACAAAAAUAUCCUUCCUAUUUCCCCAAAAAUCCAUGAAUGAUAUUUUUGCCAAUUUUUUUUCUUCAUUAUAAUAAAUGAAGCCUACAAACUUAGUUGUAAGUAGUCCUAAACUAUAUAGUGUUAAGCAUCCUGAUGUACCUACAAAAUUGAAAUUUCCUGAACUAAUGAAAGAUAAAUAAAUUAGGUGACAAAUACCUAAUGCACUCAAAAAAUAUAAAGAGUCAGUAUCUAUGAGGUCCAUUUGAUUCAGGACUAUCCCACUUGGUAUACUCAUUACUGUGAGGAGAGUCUGAUACAUUUUCAGUCUGUUUAUCAUUGAAAUGGGUCUGAUGUAUGAGAAUUUAUAGAUGGGAACAAAAUCAUCUGAUAGAGUUUUACUAUUUUUCUGAGCAUUCAGGUUAAGAUGUCUACUGGUAACACCAACACCACAUGGGCAGUAUAUCAGUUUCACAACUUUUGAGCUCCAGAGCCUAUUCAAGCCAAACAUAUUACAGUAAUUCAUAAAAUUACAUAAAAUCAUUAUAAAUAAGAACUUCUUUAACCUAAAAAAAAAUAUAACGUGACAACUGACAAGGACAAGUAGUA